CAGCCUGAAGAUGGUAUCAACAUUGGUGGCUUCUCCUGUUACAGACACUGUAACCCCACAAUGCUCCAGGUAUAAAUAUGUUCUCUGUCAGAACUUUGACACAUUUAGAGCUUCAUUCCGAACCCUGAGCAUCGGCUGGAAGACAAAGAACAAUAUGCGUGAGUGCAUUUCCGUACAUGUUGGCCAAGCUGGAGCACAGAUUGGAAAUGCAUGCUGGGAGCUUUACUGUCUGGAGCACGGUAUCCAGCCAGAUGGACAGAUGCCCAGUGACCGGUCAAUUGGAGGAGGAGAUGACUCCUUCAACACUUUCUUCAGUGAAACAGCUUCAGGGAAACAUGUUCCACGUGCCAUCUUUGUUGAUCUGGAGCCUACUGUUAUUGAUGAAGUGCGAACAGGCACCUACCGCCAGCUCUUUCACCCAGAACAACUCAUUACUGGGAAAGAGGAUGCUGCCAAUAACUAUGCCAGAGGACACUACACCAUUGGCAAGGAGAUUAUUGAUUCAGUUCUGGAUCGUAUCCGCAAACUGUCUGACCAGUGCACUGGCCUCCAAGGUUUCCUGGUGUUCCACAGUUUUGGUGGAGGCACUGGCUCUGGCUUCACCUCUCUGCUGAUGGAGCGUCUCUCUGUUGACUACGGCAAGAAGUCCAAGCUUGAGUUUGCCAUCUAUCCUGCUCCUCAAGUGUCCACAGCAGUGGUGGAGCCCUAUAACUCCAUCCUCACCACCCACACCACCCUGGAGCACUCCGAUUGUGCCUUUAUGGUGGACAAUGAAGCCAUCUACGACAUCUGCCGCAAAAACCUGGACAUCGAGCGUCCGACCUACACCAACCUCAACAGGCUCAUUGGGCAGAUUGUGUCCUCCAUCACAGCCUCACUGAGAUUCGAUGGAGCUCUAAAUGUUGAUCUCACCGAGUUCCAAACCAAUCUGGUGCCCUACCCGCGUAUUCACUUCCCUCUAGCCACAUACGCUCCAGUGAUUUCUGCUGAAAAGGCGUAUCAUGAGCAGCUCUCUGUGGCUGACAUAACCAAUGCCUGCUUUGAGCCGUCCAAUCAGAUGGUGAAGUGUGAUCCUCGUCACGGUAAAUACAUGGCUUGUUGUCUUCUGUAUCGUGGAGAUGUGGUGCCCAAAGAUGUCAACUCUGCCAUCGCUGCAGUGAAAACCAAACGCACCAUCCAGUUUGUUGACUGGUGCCCCACUGGGUUCAAAGUAGGUAUCAACUAUCAGCCUCCAACAGUGGUUCCUGGUGGAGAUCUGGCCAAAGUACAGAGAGCCGUGUGCAUGUUGAGCAACACCACAGCUAUUGCUGAGGCCUGGGCUCGUCUGGACCACAAGUUUGACCUGAUGUACGCCAAGAGAGCCUUUGUGCACUGGUAUGUGGGCGAGGGAAUGGAAGAAGGAGAGUUUUCCGAGGCCAGAGAAGACAUGGCAGCUCUGGAGAAGGAUUAUGAAGAAGUCGGCACUGACAGCAUUGGAGAUGAUGAAGAUGGAGUUGAAUUUUAAACUUGCUUUUUUAAUGUCAGGGGGAUCUGGUAUUGUUUUUAUAUGCUAAAUUGCAGGGUUUUUUAAGGCUAUACUUUUCUUAGGUCAGGGGUGUCCUGCAUAGUUUAGCUCCAACUUCCUUCAACACACCUCCCUGGAAGUUUCUAGUACACCUAGAAAGAGCUUGAUUAGCUGGUUCAGGUAUGUUUAAUUGGGGUUGGAACUAAAAUAUGCAGGAUACUGGCCAUCUAGGACGGAGUUUGGACACCGCUGUUUUAGGUAUAUCUUUAUAUUGGGAUUCUUUUAGUUAAUACUAAAUAAUGCAACAGCUAAGAAAAAUCAAUGAACAAUAUUUUUGCAGCAUUUAUCACAUUCUAGAUAUACAAAUAUAUUUUAACAUUCCCAAUUGUAUAACUUACUUAAUACUUCAUAUAAUUUCAUUAACUUACUAUUUACUGACCCUCAAAUGGUUCCAAACCUUUAUGAUUUUUAUUCUGUUGAACGGGAAAGAAAAUAUUCUUAAGAAAACUGAAAACUUGUGAUCAUUGACAUCCUUUAUAGGACAAACAAAUACUGUGGAAGUCAGUGGUUACAGGUUUCCAACAUUUUUCAAAAUAUCUUCUUUUUGUGUUCAACAGAAGAAAGAAACUUAUAAAGGUUUGAAAAAAAUGUAAAGGUUAAGGAAAAGAUGAAAGACUUUUCAUUAUUGGGUGAACUACACCUUUAACAUCAACUCAGAUUAAUAAAUGCUGUAAAAAUGCAUGUCUGUUAGGACAUUUACCUGACGCAUACACAAAAGUUAUGUAUACUAAAACAAAUUAACACAAAAUGAUGUAAAAAAUCUAGUGACAAUCUCUAAUCUCUUUCUAAAAAUGUACGUUGCAAUAAAUGUCUGCACUUUCUUUACGGUACAGUUGGUUUAUCUGUCUAGAAUAUGUGAAUGUUUGCAUAAGCAAAAGUGAUAAAGGCCAGGCAGAACAGAACAUGGUGGAACCAUGACACCCUUCCCCCUACUGAUGUCUAUGCAUUCAGCACAAAAAUGACCACCUGCUGUAGCUGUUAUUCAUGAUUCAGCUGUUUGUGCAUGUCAAUAGCCAUCACUGCAUAUGAUUCGCUGGAUAUUGUGUGCUUUUCAUUAUCACUGAAGGGAAAAAUUAAAGUCUAAUA
Danio aesculapii is the source of this 2650-nucleotide messenger RNA. RefSeq names its product tubulin alpha chain-like. Gene Ontology annotation, biological process: mitotic cell cycle; microtubule cytoskeleton organization. Gene Ontology annotation, cellular component: microtubule; cytoplasm. Lineage: Eukaryota; Metazoa; Chordata; Actinopteri; Cypriniformes; Danionidae. Gene Ontology annotation, molecular function: structural constituent of cytoskeleton; GTP binding. Bases 11 to 1504 code for a protein of 497 amino acids. The record is from RefSeq and is a predicted model, not a curated record. The transcript is spliced from 4 exons.